This is a messenger RNA of Ascochyta rabiei, 363 nucleotides long. RefSeq lists its product as uncharacterized. The record is from RefSeq and is a predicted model, not a curated record. Bases 1 to 363 code for a protein of 120 amino acids. The transcript has 2 exons. NCBI's taxonomy places the organism in Eukaryota, Fungi, Ascomycota, Dothideomycetes, Pleosporales, Didymellaceae.
AUGAACCCACUCGCAACGUCCUUCACGUUUCCCAAGGCCAGCGCCAGCGCCAGCGCCAGAACUGAUCCUGAACCCCGUGAUUCGUCGCGAGAAACUUCCACCAAAGAUACAAGGGCAGCAAUAAAUAGUCCAGCGAGUGCGAUCCAAGUCAACGAAGUCGAUCGACUAUCGGCCUACGUAGAUGGCAUAUCCGUGACAGAGAACCACUCCGCCUCUUCCUCUUACAUCCCCGCACACGAAGAGGAGCAGAUCAGCCCACUCUCCCGCAAGAGACUGCAAACCCAACUGCAGACUACCGCCAAAGAACUGGUAACGCUGCGACAUGCCAACCUAGCCCUAACCCAGCGUCUCUAUGACUUGUAG